Molecule: messenger RNA, 786 nt
Organism: Notodromas monacha
Lineage: Eukaryota; Metazoa; Arthropoda; Ostracoda; Podocopida; Cyprididae
Source: the annotation of a GenBank genome assembly
UAUUUUUGUAGAAGAAUUCUGUUUGAUCGACGGACGUGACGAUCGAUUCCAGUCAUUUUUGUUCGCUGUAAAAGCCUGCUGAAUCUAGUUUCGGUUGCAUAUCAAGGGAUUUAACAUUUUCAAUCUAGUAUUCAAUACCUCGUCAGGCUUAUCUUAACCAUCAGUCGCACAAAAUGCCGACGGAAAUCGUGAAAACUUCAUCCAAGACGACGCUUGACAUUCGAGAAAGGAAUCUCCCUCGUGUUAGCAUCAAUGACAUAUACUACUCCGACAAGUAUACGGACAACAAUUAUGAGUAUAGGCACGUGAUCUGUCCUUCGCAUCUGGGAAAAAAGUUGAAGUCGCUUGGUCUGAUGACAGAAUCUGAAUGGAGACGCAUGGGUAUCCAGCAGAGUGUUGGCUGGGAACAUUACAUGAUUCAUAAUCCCGAACCUCACAUCCUCCCCUUUCGCCGGAAGCUAACGAGCGCCGAGGCCACUAAGUGAGAACUCAAUAUGGAGUGGUGGGAAAGAUCGCAGAUUCUUCUACUGGUCAUCAAGAACAAAGUUGUCCUGGAAUUUUCUUUUGCGCGACGUGUGAGAUAUUGUGAACUAAUCCCCAUUUUUAUAAAAUUCGUGCUUCUCGCCAAGUGAUAGUCUUCGUUGUACAGCGUGCGUUCUACCAUGUGAGAGUUUUGUUUGAGCAGGCUUUCCUCAUGGAUUUUUCGUGAGAUUUUAUCAGGCUACGGGAUGUUAUGAUGAGGAUAGCUAAGGGAUGUGCGUGAAAUAAAUAUCGACUUUUAUAUUA